Bactrocera tryoni is the source of this 3312-nucleotide messenger RNA. Its product is annotated as dihydropyrimidine dehydrogenase [NADP(+)]-like. The record is from RefSeq and is a predicted model, not a curated record. The transcript is spliced from 9 exons. Gene Ontology annotation, molecular function: iron-sulfur cluster binding; uracil binding; dihydropyrimidine dehydrogenase (NADP+) activity. Lineage: Eukaryota; Metazoa; Arthropoda; Insecta; Diptera; Tephritidae. Gene Ontology annotation, biological process: uracil catabolic process; thymine catabolic process; 'de novo' pyrimidine nucleobase biosynthetic process. Gene Ontology annotation, cellular component: cytoplasm; cytosol. Bases 1 to 3276 code for a protein of 1091 amino acids.
AUGUUUACAAAUAUAAUACAUUUACGUGGGUCAUUACUGAUCUCGCAACGCGUUCCACGGCGACUUGGUGCGACACCCUUGCGCGUACUCUCUCUUGCGGAUUUUCACACACAGACUUGCCUAACGUCCAAAUCCAAAACUAAAUGCCCGGAGGGAAUACUCUCGAAGGACCCACCCGAAACGACAAAAAAACUUGCACAGCAUGCCUGCUGUAAAUGCAAAUGCUGUGUGGUUCCAACAGCCGAGACCAAGACCGCGAAGAAACACUGGAAGCGCAACAGUGAGCGCAACCCAACGGGACAGUCGAAGCUUUUGAACAACUUUGAAGACAUCAAGCAUACAACACUCUCGGAACGUGGUGCGCUCAAAGAGGCAGCGCGUUGUCUCAAGUGCGCCGAUGCACCUUGUCAGAAAUCUUGUCCGACACAAAUCGACAUAAAAUCUUUCAUCACAAGCAUCGCCAAUAAGAAUUACUAUGGUGCUGCCAAAAUAAUAUUCUCCGACAAUCCGUUGGGUCUUACUUGCGGCAUGGUGUGCUCCACCAGCGACCUCUGUGUUGGUGGCUGCAAUUUGCAAGCUACCGAAGAGGGUCCUAUCAACAUUAGCGGCUUGCAGCAUUUCGCCACCGAACGUUUCAAGGAGAUGGGAGUGCCGCAAAUAGUGCCGCCCAAUGCGCAGAAGUUGAAAGAUCCCAAAAAGAAGAUUGCUCUAAUAGGCGGUGGGCCGGCUUCGCUAUCGUGCGCAACUUACUUGGGUCGUUUGGGUUAUAAAGAUGUGACGAUCUAUGAGAAGAACGCUUUUCUGGGUGGAUUGAGUGCAGCGGAGAUACCGCAAUUUCGUUUACCUGUCGACGCGGUCAAUUUCGAGAUUAAACUCGUAAAGGACUUGGGUGUGAAGUUUGAGUUGAAUCGUUGUUUAUCCACCAAGGACAUAACGGUUGAUGGUUUACUGAAAGGAGGCAAUCAUGCAGUUUUCUUGGGCAUAGGUUUGCCCGAACCAAACAUUGAUCCGGUUUUCUGCGGCUUGGAUGAAUCUAUGGGAUUUUAUACAUCGAAAAGUUUUCUACCCUGCGUGGCAGGCGGCUCCAAACAUGGUAUUAGCAAAGAUAGCAAACUCCCCAAGUUGUCAGGCAAUGUGAUUGUGUUGGGCGCUGGCGACACAGCCUUCGAUUGUGCGUCUGCUGCAUGGCGUUGUGGCGCGGAACGUGUGCUUGUCGUGUUUUUGCAUAGUACAGCGCUUAUACCAGCCUUACCCGAGGAAGUUGAGUUGGCACGCGAAGAGUGGUGUGAAUUGGUGCCGUACUCGAAGGCCAGCAAGGUGAUUUUGGAGGACAAUAAGAUUGUUUCUGUUGAAUUCAUACGCACCGAUAUGGACUUUGAUGGCACUAUUAGAGAGGACAAGGAUCAGAAAACGUAUCUGCCAGCGGACUUUGUCAUAUCUGCCUUUGGCUCUGGGCUGAAUCAGAAAGAAGUAAUUGAUGCCAUGAAACCAGUGAAACUCAACAAAAAUAAUCUACCGAAAGUCGAUCCGAAAACUCUACAAACCAGCGUACCACAAGUGUUUUGUGGUGGUGACUUAGGCGGUAUUGCCAAGACCACCGUAGAAUCAGUGAACGACGGUAAAGUCGCUGCUUGGAGUAUUCAUUGCCAACUCGAAGGUCUACCACUUAACACGCCAGCCGAUUUGCCGCUUUUCUAUACUGAAAUCGAUAACGUAGACUUGUCCGUUGAAGUCUGUUACGAGUAUUUAGAUCGUAAAACUUGCAAGAAAGAGAUGCGCGCACUCAGGUUCCCCAAUCCAUUCGGCUUGUCUUCCGCGCCGCCUACAACAACGGCUGCUAUGUGUCGUCGCGCCUUCGAACAGGGUUGGGGAUUCGUUGUUGUGAAAACAUUUUGUCUCGACAAAGAUAUGGUGACCAAUGUCUCACCACGUAUAGUACGUGGUACGACAUCAGGUUACAACUAUGGACCGAAUCAGGGCGCUUUCCUUAACAUCGAAUUAAUAUCGGAGAAACGUGCCGAUUAUUGGUAUAAGACUAUAGCUGAACUCAAAAAAGAUUUUCCCGAUAAAAUUGUAAUCGCCAGUAUAAUGUGCCCUGAUAGCGAAGCAGACUGGAAGGAUAUGGCGCCUAAGGCAGAGAAGAGCGGUGCCGACGCUAUUGAGCUGAAUCUUUCUUGUCCACAUGGCAUGGGUGAGUCCGGCAUGGGUUUGGCCAUUGGUCAAGUGCCCGAACUGGUUCAAAAAGUUUCGAAAUGGGUCAGCGAAUCUGUUAGUGUACCAGUUUUUGUCAAAUUAACACCGAACAUCACCGAAAUAGUAGAUAUCGCAACUGCUGUUAAGCGUGGUGGAGCUGCUGGCGUAACCGUUAUAAAUACCGUACAGACGUUGAUGCUUCUAAAAGCCGACGGCACUGCAUGGCCGGCUGUGGGCGAUGAGAAACGCACCACAUAUGGUGGCAUGUCGGGGAACGCAACACGCCCGAUGGCGUUGAGAGCGAUCUCGGCUAUCGGUAAUAAAGUACCAGGGCUAGCCAUACUUGGCUGUGGCGGUGUGGAUUCUGGUGAUGCAGCAUUACAGUUUCUACAUGCUGGCGCCUCAGCUCUUCAAGUAUGUUCGGCCGUGCAGAAUCAGGAUUAUACUGUAGUACAGGAUUUUAAGAGUAGUUUACAAACUUUGUUGUAUUUAAAAGCGAAUCCACCGCCAAAAAAUCCCGAGCUAUGGGACGGUCAAUCAGCGCCAACUCCUUUACAUCAGAAGGGUAAGCCUGUUGUGCAUCUCUCAGCCGAAGGCAACAAAGAUAAGACGUUGGGCUUCUUCGGUCCAUAUAAGCAACAGCGAGAAGAAAAACUCUUUAAGGAACGCAAAGAGAAGGGUCCACUGUCAAAGGAUAAAGCUACGGUAGCUGACAAAAAGAAGUCUGGCGGUGGUAAACCGAAACCCGCGGUGUAUGUAAACGAUGUGAUUGGCAAAGCGCUCAGUCGCAUUGGCACUUUUAAGGAGCUGGACACCAAGCAGCAGAAAGUGGCUCUUAUUAACCCUGACCUAUGUGUAAAUUGCGGUAAAUGCUACCUCACAUGCAAUGACUCUGGCUACCAGGCUAUAGAAUUCGACGCCAAAACGCAUAUUCCACUGAUCGGUGAUGACUGCACCGGUUGUACCCUUUGCGUGUCUGUAUGCCCCAUCAUCGAUUGCAUCACAAUGGUUCCUAAGAAAAUACCCCACGUCAUAAAGCGCGGCUGUGGGGAGAACACAGUAAUUGAGGUUCCCAAAAAAUAAAAUCAAUUUUAUCCAAUCAACUUUUUUUCAAUUAGC